Haliotis rufescens (red abalone) is the source of this 2851-nucleotide messenger RNA. RefSeq lists its product as uncharacterized. The record is from RefSeq and is a predicted model, not a curated record. Lineage: Eukaryota; Metazoa; Mollusca; Gastropoda; Lepetellida; Haliotidae. The transcript has 3 exons. The coding region runs from base 72 to 2507 and encodes 811 amino acids.
CCUUCAACACGGGCUGAUAAGGAUUUCAUAGACGCAAGACAUUGUGUGAUCCUGUGUUACAUACAUACACAAUGUUCAGCUUGAUAAUCCUUGGUCUGUGCCUUGUAAACACCUUUGGUCAAAGAGUUGGUCAUUCAUCACUGGUGUACCAAUGGACAUCAUUAGAGUAUGACUGGCCGAGUGACCGUGUGAAACAGGAGUUUAUCAAGAAUGGCAGUUUUGUGCUCGAAAAUAACCUCAUCGCCGGCGUGAAGGUGUACAACGGUAGCGUGUACGUCACAGUUCCUAGAUGGAAGAAAGGUGUGGCUUCUACUCUGAAUGUCGUCACUGAGAAACACGGGAAACACAUCCUCAGACCCUUCCCCAGCUGGUCCAUGCAGACUGUAGGUGACUGCACCGCCAUCCAGUACUCCCAGAGCAUGGAGAUAGACCCCUUGACGGGAUGGAUGUGGAUCAUUGACACUGGAAUUGGAAGAAUUGCUGAUGCCGGAGAGACGAUCUGCCCUCCUAAACUUAUCAUCUACGACAUCAACCGUAGACGUGUAGUCCGCACCCAUUACUUCCCUGAUCAUGUUGCAGCUAGGUCCUCCUUCCUGAACGACAUCGUCCUCCAACGAGUGGCUGGUCAAGCUGCCCUUGCGUACAUCAGUGAUGCUAGACAAGCACGUAUAGUGACCUACGACUUCCGGUCUGACAAAUCGUUCAGUUUUGCUGACAGCAGUAUGUCAGCAGAAUCUCCACCAACUUCUAUUGUUCAUAUCGACAACAAGUCCUACCCACAGACAGUUCCUGUAGACGGUAUUGCCAUGUCAUCUGACUUCAGGUACGUGUAUUACUCAGCUUUAGCAGGUACGAGCUUGUACCGAAUACCCACAACCGUUCUCUCUGACCCUAAAGGCUCGUUCCAGCAAUCUGUUCACAAAGUCGGUGUUAAACAAUCUCAGUCUGAUGGUAUGGCAUUUGGGAAGAAGUUCAUGUAUUAUAGUGCGCUUAGUUCAAACGGUGUGUACCAAUGGAAUUUCAUGAAGGAUCAGAACAUGGCGGGGGGACCGGAUGACAUAACUUUGACCUCUCAGGUUAUGGUUGCUCAUGAUGACCAGCGGAUGAAAUGGGUCGACACCUUUGGUUUCGACAAUGAAGGUUCACUCUGGUUCACAGCGAAUAAUCUUGGAAGCUUCUUUGCUCAAACGAUGAACUUCUCCAAUCCUAACAUGUUCAUAUGGAAACUAUAUUUGGACGACAAUGGGUACCUUGGAACCAAUAAUGCUUCAACAAUGCAAGACAGACCAACCAAGACAGUCCAGCAUAUGACCGUGAGCAUGUGUGCAUUAAAAAUCCUCCUGAUCGCACUUCUUGGAAACAGGUUGGUGGAUUCCGCCAUUGUGUAUAAGUGGCAUGCUGUAGACUAUGAAUGGCCAAACACUUCAGUCAAACAGGAAUUCAUCAAAAAUGGAAGUUUCAUCAUCACAAAUAAUCUAAUCUCAGGCAUUAAGAUUUACAAUGAAAGUGUGUACGUGACGGUUCCUCGAUGGAGGAAAGGAGUUCCGUCUACUCUCAAUGUAGUAGUGGAGAAGGAUGGGGAGGCAAUCCUUAGACCCUUCCCCAGUUGGUCCAUGCAGACAGUGGGUGACUGCUCAGCUAUCCAGUACUCUCAGAGUCUUGAGAUUGAUCCUUCAACUGGAUGGAUGUGGAUUAUUGACACUGGCUUACACUCAAUCGCCGACCCGGGGCAGUUCAUAUGUCCCCCUAAGCUAGUUAUCUACGAUAUAAACACGGACAAGGUUAUUCGAGUUCAUCAUUUUCCUGAAGUCGUCGUGCCAAAGAUGCUGACGUUCCUGAAUGACAUCGUGGUUCAUAAAAUUUCAGGAAAACCUGCUUAUGCUUACAUCACGGAUGCAGGAACAGCCAGACUAGUUGUUUAUGAUUUCCUAAAGGACAAAUCGUAUGCAUUUGCACACAAGAGCAUGGCAGCCGAGAGUGGUCCACCGAGUAUGAUCGACUUUGACCACACGCAGUUUAAGACAGAUAUUCCGAUAGAUGGCAUUGCUCUUUCUCCCGACACACGGUAUCUUUACUAUUGUUCCUUGGCAUCAAUGAAACUUUACCGUGUUCCCACAUCAGUGCUUGCACAAGAAAAUGGCGACAUCAGCAGAUCUGUGAAAGACCUUGGAAGCAAAGUUUCCCAGACGGGAGGCAUGAUAUCUGGAAAUAAAAGUUUGUUUUACGGAGCGUUGGGUUUGAAUGCUGUCUUUAAUUGGGACUUCACCAAGGACAUGGCCAUGGCAGCAUCUGUUGACGACGUUACCCUGACAACACAGACUGUGGUGGCAAAGGAUGACUUGAACAUGCAAUGGGUUGACAGCUUUGCUUUCGACACUAAUGGUUACCUCUGGUUUACAGUAAACAAACUGCCAAGCUUCCUUCAGAAUACAAUGGAUUUUAAUGCCACGGCGCCCUUCAAUAUGUUCAUUUGGAAGAUUUAUGUUGAUGAAAAGAGUUAUUUAUAAACCAUUCGACAUCAAACUGACGACAAGAUGGUUCGUUUUACCCCAAACCCUACCAUCAAAGUGAGAAGAAAUAGGGGUGACUAUGGUAUAUACAUGAAAGGAAAACGAAUAUGAAACUAUUCCUAUACAGUUUGUUUUAACUGAACUUCUCGCAUCUACAUGAAUGUCACCAGAAGACCACGUGCACCAUUUGAAGUACUGGGCAGUAACAUGAUGUACAUUGCACCUGCAGGUUUAUGAACACACUUAUAGCUCUUUAAAGAUAUUUCUUAUAAUGUCAAAUUUGAAUCCAGUUAGAAUAUACUGUUUCUGCUUCAUAUAAAAAAACCCACUUGAUUUGUAAA